This is a messenger RNA of Ceratosolen solmsi marchali, 2650 nucleotides long. RefSeq names its product structure specific recognition protein (gene Ssrp). Gene Ontology annotation, biological process: regulation of chromatin organization. Gene Ontology annotation, cellular component: nucleus; FACT complex. NCBI's taxonomy places the organism in Eukaryota, Metazoa, Arthropoda, Insecta, Hymenoptera, Agaonidae. Gene Ontology annotation, molecular function: nucleosome binding; histone binding; DNA binding. The record is from RefSeq and is a predicted model, not a curated record. Bases 244 to 2457 code for a protein of 737 amino acids. The transcript has 14 exons.
UACUCUGUAUGUACAAUUCCGUGCGCGAUGCAUGCAUUGCGUGUGUGAGUCCCCGUACGUUAUUACCUCAUAUUUUUACAGAGCCCGAACUCUGAGUGCGAUGAUAUUCUUGUUGAGCAACGUUUAAGCGCGCGCUCACGCAACUUCUUCCUGGCUUUUGUGAGCAUUGAAUUUUUGUUACAGGAUAUACUAUUUUAAAAUUGGUUGCUUAUCCAUUUGUCAUUUAAAUCGCAUUGAAGAAAAAUGGAUUUCUUAGAAUACCCCGACAUAACCGCUGAGGUUAAAGGUGCAAUGACACCUGGAAGAUUAAAAUUGACUGAUCAAAAUUUGAUAUUUAAAAAUCAAAAGACAGGAAAAGUAGAACAAAUAUCGGCAUCUGAUAUGGAAAUGGUUAAUUAUCAAAAAUUUGUUGGAACAUGGGGUCUUCGAAUAUUUUUGAAAAAUGGUACUUUACACAGAUUUCGAGGAUUUAAAGAAGGGGAACAAGAAAAAAUAGCAAAAUUUUUUAGUACUAAUUACAAGAAAGAAAUGUUAGAAAAAGAAUUAAGUUUAAAAGGCUGGAAUUGGGGGACUGCAAAGUUUUAUGGUUCAGUUUUAAGCUUUGAUGUUGGACACCAUACUGCCUUUGAAAUUCCACUUUAUGAUGUCUCACAAUGUACUACAGGAAAAAAUGAAGUUACACUUGAAUUCCAUCAAAAUGAUGAUGCUCCAGUUAGUUUGCUUGAAAUGAGAUUUCAUAUUCCAGUUAGUGAUACUAAUGAUCAAGAUCCUGUAGAUCAAUUUCACAAGGAAGUAAUGGAAAAAGCCUCAGUUAUUAGUGUUAGUGGUGAUGCAAUUGCCAUUUUUAGAGAGAUUCAGUGUCUUACACCUCGUGGUCGUUAUGAUAUUAAAAUUUUUCAAUCAUUUUUUCAACUUCAUGGUAAAACUUUUGAUUACAAAAUUCCUAUGUCUACUGUACUUCGAUUAUUCUUAUUACCACAUAAGGAUAACAGACAAAUGUUCUUUGUAGUUAGCUUAGAUCCACCAAUUAAACAAGGUCAGACUCGUUAUCAUUAUUUAGUAUUGCUUUUCAAUCAAGAAGAAGAAACAUCUAUUGAAUUACCUUUUACCGAAAAGGAGUUGAAAGAAAAAUAUGAAGACAAGUUAACAAAGGAGCUUUCUGGUCCUACUUAUGAAGUUCUAGGAAAAGUCAUGAAAGUUAUUAUUAAUAGAAAAUUGACUGGUCCUGGAAGUUUUCAAGGCCACUCGGGUACACCUGCUAUUGGAUGUUCAUUUAAAGCAGCUGCAGGUUACCUUUAUCCGCUAGAGAGAGGAUUUAUCUAUGUUCAUAAGCCCCCUAUUCAUAUACGAUUUGAGGAAAUCAGUUCAGUUAAUUUUGCUCGAGGAGGCGGAUCUACAAGAUCUUUUGAUUUCGAGAUAGAAUUAACAACCAGUGUAGUUCAUACAUUUAGUAGUAUUGAGAAGGAAGAAUAUGGGAAACUUUAUGAUUUUAUUACUUCUAAAAAGCUCCGCGUAAAAAAUAGGGGUAAAGGUGAUAAACUAAAUUAUAAUGAUGACUUUGGAGAUAGCGAUCAAGAAGAUGAACCUGAUGCAUAUUUAGAAAGAGUUAAGGCAGAAGCUAAGGAAAGAGAUGAUGAUGAUGACGACGACGAUGAAUCCACAGAUGAAGAUUUUAAACCCACGCAAGAGGAAAGCGAUGUUGCUGAAGAGUAUGAUAGCAAUCCUAAUGAUACAUCAGAUAGUGAUGAUGGUUCAGAUGCAUCAGGUGGUAGUGCCAAAAAAGAAAAGAAGGAAAAGAUGGAAAAAAAAACAAAAUCAGCAAAGACAGUAUCUGAAAAACCAAGAAAACCACGUAAACAGAAAAAAGAAAAAGAUGAAAAUAAACCAAAGAGACCAGCCAGUGCUUAUAUGUUAUAUUUAAAUAGUGUACGUGAGGAAAUUAAAGCUAAAUAUCCGGGGCUCAAAGUUACCGAAGUUGUACAAAAAGGUGGUGAGAUGUGGAAAGAAUUAAAGGAUAAGUCAAAAUGGGAAGAAAAAGCAGCUCAAGCUAAAGAGGAAUAUAUUAAAGCUAUGGAAGAAUAUAAAACUAGUAGUGGUGGAACUACUGCUAAGGAAUUUAAAGAAAAAGAGAAAAAGAGUAGUAAAAAAAAAGAGGUAAAGAAAGAUUCUCCAAUUAAACCUGUAUCAGGAGGGACAUAUAAGAGUAAGGAGUACAUUAGUGAGGAAAGUAGUAGUGACGAAGAAGACUCUAGAAGCAAAAGUAAUAAGCGAAAGAAUUCAUCAUCAGAAGAAGAAAGUGAUAAAAGUGAUAAAGAAGAAAAGACGGCUGAAAAAAAACCUGCAGCGAAAAAAACAAAAGUCGAUAUGAAAAAAGAAUCAGAGUCGGAAGUCAGUGAUGCAGUAUCCGAAGAAGCCGAAGGCAGUAGCGCUGAAUCCAGCCGUGCUGAUAGCGAUUAAGCUUUUCGUUAGUGCUGGGAAUUUGACCAAUGCGUUAGUCAAAAUAUGUCAGUGGUGUACAAAGUUAAAGUUUUCGUUAGUUUAAAAUGUCUUCACAAACAUCGUAAUAAAAAUAUGCUUAAAAAUGUUUACCAUCUUAUUCGACUUACAUUGAAACAUAUUUAUAUUUAAUUUAAUUUUUUAUAAUGUAUUU